ACGUUUGUGCCCCGUUCAGCGUCUUCAUCAAUUUUGGCCAUAUUUUCGUUUUGGGCUAAGUAAUGUCUUCGAAACUGAUAUCAUCGUCGUUCCACAGCACGCCCCUCAACGACUGCUUUAAAGUGGGCGCGUUCGAGAGACGCUUGGAUGCACUCCUUGCGGAUUUGCAGAACAGCGUGCCGGGGCAGCCGCCACAGCCACAGCUGCAGCCGCAGUACGGCACUGUCCAGCCCAAGCAGCAGCUGCAGCAGCAGCAACAACAAUUUGUUGACAACACGCCCGGCUAUGGCAGCCUGAGGGGCAAGGCGCAGCCGCAAGUGUAUCAGGAACAUUACAGCUCGGAGACGCGCACGCCCACUGCUGCCGACUUCAAUGGCUCCAGCCAGAGCAAUGGCUAUCAGCAUCAAGGCACCGGCUCGCUGCCACGAUCGGGCUUCAAUAAUGGACAGGGCUUACCGCAGAACAGCUCCGGAUUGUCUGAGUUAGAUUCGCUUCUGCAGGAUUUGCAGCAUGCGCGUUACAAUAAUGGCAGCGGAGAACGUAAGGCUGAAGUCGAGGUGCCUACCAACUACAGCUCGCCCGUCUCCAAAUACAACACUUUCAACAGCUACGCUUCGGUGGAAGAGCGACCCUCUGUCGACAGCCUUCUUAACGAGCUGGACAACGCGCACAUAUAUGCUGUACCCAAUGGAACUGCACACAAAUCUCCAACGCCAGGUCGACACGUGACUAUUACGGUGCGCGAAACGAAAACCGAAAAACUCUCGGGACCCGAUGGACCAGUUGGUUCCAUCGAGGAGCAGAUCGUGCAGAAGAAAGAUUCGUAUACGCCAAAUCUAGCAGCGCCUGCACCUCAGCAUCAAGGCUACACAUCGCAGGCCACCAAGGAGUUGGAUGAUUUAAUGGCUUCCUUGUCGGACUUUAAGGUCAGCAACGGUAGCAGUGGCCAUUUGGGAUACGAUCAGCAGUCGAGCACAGGAACAGCACAACAGCUGCAGCAGCAUCAUCAGCAACAGCAUCAGCAGCAGCAGCAGCAGGUGACGGACUACGCACAGCCAAAUCGGGGCACACAGCAGGCGCAUCUGACGCAGACGAUCGAGGAGACGACAAUAGUCGAGGACAGUCGCGAGGAUCAGUUGGAUUCUAUGCUCGGCAACCUGCAGGCCAAUAUGAGUCGCCAGGGUGUCAACACAGUGCAGAAGGGCUGCUGCAAUGCAUGCGAGAAGCCGAUUGUCGGCCAGGUGAUUACCGCCUUGGGCAAGACCUGGCAUCCGGAGCACUUUACGUGCAAUCACUGCAGCCAGGAGCUGGGCACACGCAAUUUCUUUGAGCGCGACGGCUUCCCCUAUUGCGAGCCCGAUUAUCACAAUCUGUUCAGUCCGCGCUGCGCCUACUGCAACGGCGCCAUUCUGGACAAGUGCGUGACGGCCCUAGACAAGACCUGGCACACCGAGCACUUCUUCUGCGCCCAGUGCGGCCAGCAGUUCGGCGAGGAUGGCUUCCAUGAGCGCGACGGCAAACCCUAUUGCCGCAACGAUUACUUUGAGAUGUUUGCGCCCAAAUGCAAUGGCUGCAACCGUGCCAUCAUGGAGAACUACAUCUCCGCCUUGAAUUCGCAGUGGCAUCCGGAUUGCUUUGUCUGCCGGGAUUGCAAGAAGGCCGUGCGCGGCAAGUCCUUCUAUGCCAUGGAGGGCAAGCCCGUUUGUCCGCAAUGUGUGGGCGUCGAUGAGGAGGAAUAGGCGCCACCAAUAGCAGCAGCAGCAGAAGCAGAAGCAACAGAAGCAGCAACAACAACAACAACUUGUUGAAGUUCAGCAGCCCGAAAAUAGCCCCCGCCCAGAUACAAUUUGUAUCUGCAUAUAGUUGUUUACCCAGCGGCAGCUGCGUCCCACUUUCUCCUUCUCUCAGUCUCUUCUCCUCCUUGCUCUCUCUCUCCGCCUUUAUUCACACGUUCUCUGGGCUAUUUUCGUUGAAAAUGUGAAAAUCUUUUUGAAUUUUGUCGGGGCGCGACUUGCUGCCAGCUGCCACCUGCCACCUGUGUCUCGCUGUCUCCAACCAUCCAGCAGCAGCAACUAUAUCUAAAGGAGCACACACCACAACACACACAACACACACCAACACACACUGCGUCCCCGUUUGGCAGGCGGCGGUUUAACCGGGUACUGGACACGGCUGACCACCAGGCAACUGGGCAGGUCGGCUGUUGCCGCCCGGGCCGCGCGCUGUGCCCGUGUUUUAUGAUGGCCACGGCCAUGUCUCCCGCCCCUGUUUAGAGUACCUCCCAACCCACGCGACACGCCCCUUAAAACUGUUGAGCUUUUCUAUAUGCAAUUUAGAGUUAAGUUUUUAGGUAUUUUUUUAAAUUUAAACAUUUAUGAAGCAAUAUUGUAAUUUGUUUUUGUAAAUAAAAUUUUUAAUUAUUAAAAUUAAAAUAUAACAAAUAAAAACAAUUCAAAAAACCCAAAGAACAACAAAAAUCUAAUUCGAGCCUGGCGCUUGGCUGGCUCUGGGUCCGUUUUCAAACAAAACCUCCCCCUUCAGCCAGCCAGCCCAUGCCACGCCUCGCCAGAAACUUAAGAUCAGUGUCAAGAUCUUGACCUUGAUUGGGAAUGUUCGCAUGUCGCGUUCCUUGACCUUCAAUUGAUUUUGUUGUUCUUUGCAAACAAUUUACAAUAUUGCUACAUAGAUUUUCGGAUUAGAUUAGCGGCAAUCGCCCCCCUCACCCCAAAUCCCCCGUGACCCCUGCGCAGAUGCGGGGUUGGUUAAAACUAAGUGGAAACUAUUUUCGUUGCUGACGUUUCGCUCAUAAACAAAGCACACACAAAAUUAGCAAAAUUAUUUUUGUAUAUAUCAAACGCGAGUACAUUUCUAUAACACAUUCUCGCAUAUGUAAAUAAUUCAUGUUUACAUUAUGCUAGAAAACUGGGCGCGUUCUUUAUCUCUUUAGAGUUUAGUCCCGAUCUCUGCUUAUCAUCUGACAUUUUCCUAUGCAAAUUUACUAAAAAUAAACGAAUGCAUAUCUUGAGAAAAUAUGCAUAUUU
Messenger RNA from Drosophila montana, 3041 nucleotides. RefSeq names its product Paxillin (gene Pax). The transcript has 8 exons. The record is from RefSeq and is a predicted model, not a curated record. Bases 63 to 1739 code for a protein of 558 amino acids. NCBI's taxonomy places the organism in Eukaryota, Metazoa, Arthropoda, Insecta, Diptera, Drosophilidae. Gene Ontology annotation, biological process: muscle structure development; actin cytoskeleton organization; heart development. Gene Ontology annotation, molecular function: muscle alpha-actinin binding; actin binding. Gene Ontology annotation, cellular component: filamentous actin; adherens junction; stress fiber.